Molecule: messenger RNA, 7140 nt
Organism: Eublepharis macularius
Lineage: Eukaryota; Metazoa; Chordata; Lepidosauria; Squamata; Eublepharidae
Gene: CSNK1G1
Product: casein kinase 1 gamma 1
Exons: 13
Coding region: 691-1941 (416 amino acids)
Biological process (GO): positive regulation of canonical Wnt signaling pathway; endocytosis; signal transduction
Cellular component (GO): plasma membrane; nucleus; cytoplasm
Molecular function (GO): protein serine/threonine kinase activity; ATP binding
Source: RefSeq, a predicted model, not a curated record
CCGACAGAGCGCGGUCGACGGAGGGGGUUCGCGCCCCCGCUCCCCUGCCCGGGAGAAGCCGUCCUUGCCCCGAGCCCGUCGUCCUGUUGGGACCCGCGUCGUUCGCAGCCGCCGACGGGGAGACGAGACGGGUGGCGCCAUGCUCUGACUCGCCUGCCCGCUUUUUGUACUCGUGUGAACGGAGAACGGAGCGCCUUUCUUGCCCCCUCCCUUCCCAAACCACCCCCCGUAGCUCCCCAGCCAUGCCCGAGCCCGCGCCCCGGUGUCCCGCGGGCGGCCUGCAGGUCUUCGCUGGCCGGCUCCCCGAGGCCCCCCGUCUCCGAGGCCCCCCAUCGAGGCAUGCCCGGGAAGCGCUGAGAGGAUGCCAGCGGCGGAGGACGGGCCGCUGACCGGGGACUCUGGGCAGAGAACUGCAUUUCAGUGCAGAAGGAUUCAAGGAAGCUGAAUAACCAGACUGUCGGCACACGUGUCCCCCCUCCCCCCCACAAUGUUGCAUAAGAUUUUUCCCCCUUCUACCUCUUGGAGGAUUCCGGAGCUGCCCGUCAAAUGUUCUGUGGAUACGAUGCCAAAAGAUCUCCAAAUGAUUUUAUAGUUUGACCCAAUGAUUCUUCCGGAUAUUUAUUUCUCUCUUCAAGAAUAAAGUGCACAGUCCAGAUCCUGGUCACUGGCAGAUAACUUUAUUUUAAGAUCAUGGACCAUUUUCCUAGGGAGAAAGAUGAAAGGCAAAGAACAGGGAAAGGAAAUCCGGGGAGAAGCUCCCGAGCAUCAAGUUCCACGUCCAGUUCUGGCGUUCUUAUGGUCGGUCCCAACUUCAGAGUGGGCAAGAAGAUAGGCUGUGGCAAUUUUGGAGAGCUCAGGUUAGGCAAAAAUCUGUACACAAAUGAAUACGUAGCAAUCAAACUGGAGCCAUUAAAAUCCCGUGCCCCACAGCUGCAUUUAGAGUAUAGAUUUUAUAAACACAUUGGCUGUACAGAAGGCUUCCCCCAGGUAUAUUACUACGGGCCCUGUGGAAAGUACAAUGCCAUGGUACUUGAACUCCUUGGUCCGAGUCUGGAGGAUUUAUUCGACCUCUGCGAUAGAACAUUUACUCUGAAGACCGUCUUAAUGAUAGCCAUCCAGCUGAUCACUCGAAUGGAAUUGGUGCACUCAAAGAACCUCAUUUAUCGAGAUGUCAAGCCAGAAAACUUCCUCAUCGGCCGGCAAGGAAACAAGAAAGAGCAUGUCAUCCACAUAAUAGACUUUGGGCUGGCCAAGGAGUACAUUGAUCCGGAAACACAAAAACACAUCCCCUAUCGGGAACACAAGAGUCUAACAGGAACUGCCAGAUACAUGUCUAUCAACACACAUCUUGGCAAAGAGCAAAGCCGGCGAGAUGACCUGGAAGCCCUUGGCCAUAUGUUCAUGUACUUCCUUCGAGGCAGUUUGCCGUGGCAAGGCCUUAAGGCUGAUACACUAAAAGAGAGAUACCAGAAGAUUGGGGACACAAAGAGGAACACUCCAAUUGAUGUUCUCUGUGAGAACUUCCCAGAGGAGUUGGCCACUUACCUUCGCUAUGUCAGACGAUUAGACUUCUUUGAGAGGCCAGACUACGAUUACCUUCGGACAAUCUUCACAGAGUUAUUUGACAAGAGAGGAUUCAUCUUUGAUUAUGCUUACGACUGGGUUGGCAGGCCAAUUCCCACUCCUGUGGGACCCAUGCAUGUAGAGUCGGGGCCAUCCGUCACCAGAGAGAGCCACAUGUUUAGAGAACGAGCAUCAAUGCAGCCUCAACGAACUCAGGUGAUCAGCUCCACCAACGGUGAGUUGAACAUUGACGAGCCACCGGGCGUCCCCUCCAACACCCAAAUUGCAGAGCGUGCCGAGGUGGAAGUAGUGGAGGAAGCUAAGUGCUGCUGCUUCUAUAAGAGGAAAAGGAGGAAGUCUUCCCAGCGCCACAAAUGACAGGCGUCUCCUUGAGGUCUUUGGGGGACUUGGUUUACCUGCAGUUCCUGCCACGUCUUAUUGAAUGGGGCUCCUCUCGGGGAGAGGACGAGAAACAAGGGACAUCUUAAACCAAAAAGAGAGAGAGAGAGAGGAAAAGGGGGCAGAAUUCCAAAAUAAACACUCAGGUGGACUCCCUAAUCGGUCUCCCUUGCUGACUUGCCCACUUGAGGCUCCCUUUCAAAUCAGGAUUGCAUCCUCUCGGGCAGCAGUUGCCCUUGCUGGAAGGAUUGGCUGGCUGGCUGGCUACCUUCCCCUCUGUACAACAGUUCGGCAAGGGAGGGGGGCGUUCCUGGUGAAUGUGCUUUGUGGCUCCUCCUCCCUUCUGUUUGUUCUUUUUUGCGGGGGGGGGGGUUCUCGACGUGAUUCCCCUCCCGCACCCACCACCACCGACAGAGGAGCUUGAUUGACUGUGGGGCCAAGGCAGCAGUGACAGCGGUGGACGGACGACGCUCUCGGGUGGCGGCAAGGCCUUGUCCUCUGACGCGCUUAGUUCAGGUUGCAGUCGCAACUUUGGCCUGAUCCUCCUCAAUCGCCCUCCCGCAAAUUCCAUGGCAGUAAGAGCAAUUGCAAUCUUCCAGUUGCCUUGAUUUUACUGGUUUCUAUGAUGUCUCCUUUUUCAGAAUGGUUAUGGAGAAGUGUUGAUUGUCCUAAUGGAACUGUGGUUGUCGUUGCACUUUUUACUUUUUUUUAGCAUUGUGUAUGCUUAUGAUAUAAGGGCAGGGGGAGGUCCCCCCCUCUCCUCUUGGGUAUGAAUGAUGACUGAACACCCCUGCAGCUUGUAUUUGGCAAGUGCAAAGCUCUCCCCUUCACUGAGUCCGUCUGCACCAUUUGGAUUCCCUUAGGAGGGCUCUGGAAUUUCUAGACCCUACCGUUUUGGUUGUGCACUGAAGCUUACUUGAAUUUUCAGCUGCCCUCUCUGGCUGGCAGCGGACACCCCCUCUUAAGUGGUUUUCCUCCAAUGGUGCCUGACCUCAGUUGCUUGGAAUUGCGGAAGCCAUUCUUCUGGCACAGGGUGGACAGAAGUCAGCUGGGCACAGAGAUGCAAAUACCAAUUAUAUCUUUGAGCGCAAGACCAGGCGUUUUAGAUAGCAGCAGGCACAGGGGCUGCGCUGGGGCGGGGCUCCCAUCGCUACUUAAGAUUCCAUCUCUACUCAGACCUGGCUGAGGUUUUAGGCACCCCAGAAGAGCAUGGCAAGGAAUUGGGCACCUUGCAUUCACUGAAUAGCUGGCACCCCAAGUGAGAUCUUGUAAGCUUUCACAGUGCUGUUUUGUAUAUGGUUCAGGAUAAGUAUGGAAAAUUUGGGAGCUUGUCCUGAGAGGCCUGGAGUGCUACACGUUGAAAAUACUUACUCAGAAGGGGGCUUCAGGACUCGGUGGCAACGCCACAUUUGAGUUUGCUGAAUAACUCUUCUGGCUCCUCGGAAAAGAAGAUGCCUCCACAAUCAUGGCCCUCUCUGACUUGUUGGGAGAAAUGACUCCUUGCUCUUCUGAAUUCUACAUCCUGAGCCAAAUGGCAGACUUGCCUCCCUCCCCUUUCCCAGAGACUUGCACAUCCAGAGAUUUUCCUGUUUGGCAAGGGGCAUUUUUCCUGUGCUUGCCGUUUAGCUUAGAACAUUCAUUCUUCUUUGGUUAUUGAUGAUAAAACUUGGGGGGAAAUAGAAGUUUGAGCCUCACAGUUCAUUCCUUAAUCCUCUAGAGCCGUUUGCAGAAGUAAGCCUUUCUUUCCAUUUUUGCCAUAGGAAAUCACGGCCUGAUCUUUUGAGGAGAGAUGCAGAAAUCUUUCAAGGAAAUUUCAGCCGUGUAUGAGUUCUGCUCUGCCAAGUGCAGCCAAAUGAGUGCUGCUCUCUCACAAUCCCUCCACUUAAGUGCCUGGCACUUGAAUUUGAAGAAGAAACUCUUCUUCCACUCUAUUUACACAUUCUCGUUCUUCUCCAUCAAGGAGUAACUUAGACUUUUACCCAUGUUUUGUAAUCUCCAUUUUAAGCGCUUCUUUUGGGAGAAAUAGGUGACUGUUUCAUUUGAAACCUUCAUGACAAGUGGCUUUUAUAUACAAUUUCUUACCUGUUUUGCUUCUGGUCCUUUUCUCCAUUACUUGGGAGAUCUGUUUUUUUAAGUUGGGAAAUUUAACGUUGUGUAUAUGCAUGGAGGAAAACUUCAUGGUCUUCAAGCAGGCGGGUGAUUAUUGAAAUAUCCAAAGCCUGUUUUGCCUUCUAGUUGCAUUUUAGGUCUCUUCAGAGGGCAAGAAGUGUCUGGAACUAUUAGCUAGAACGUGGUGCUUGGACUCUUGGAAUAAAAUAGGAUUCAAAGGAGCCCUCACAGAAAUGGGAGAGGUUUAAUGUGGCCUGGAUCGUUUCCCAGGAUUCCCUUCUCUGCCUUUUCAUUUGGCAAGAAGCAGCAUCAGAGCAGAGCACCUGUGUCAAACUUUGGCCCAUCCCGUGCUAGGAAGUGCUUCCUUUUCGAGUUCUAACAUCUCAGCCUGCAAGUGGCCUUGGCAAAGCGGGGUGUUGUGUUUUUCUUUUUUCCUGCGAGAUGUUUCUUGCUCCUUUUCAGAGAACAGAAGAUGGUAAAAAUGCCAUUCUCCUCUUCCCUUCUCUACUACUUACCUGUUCUGAAAAGAGCGCCACAGUCUGCAAUACCACAGCUCCUUUUCUUUCUAGGCUGCCCAGUUCCAAAUCCAUGACAGUUUUUGCCUCUGAUAAUAAGAAAUCUCAUUUUAAUCUUAAUUCUCAGUGCAACUGGCAUUUCCCUCCAGUCUUAUGUGUCUUUCCAAGUGACUAAUGGCUAUACAUUCUGCUUAAUUAGCAAACUGCCUUGCUUCAAGAGCCCUGUCCAGGUUCCCUAGGAGCUGACCUGUAAAUGUCCUUUGUCCCUACGAGAAAAUAAUAGCAUAUACUCUUAGUGAAGGGCAGGGAUUGUUACUAGUCCUCUAAAAAACCUGGGCUUUCCAGGAAGCGCUUGUACAGAAUCUACCUGCUCUUUUGCCUUUGGAAAAGUAGCUUGUCCGUAUGGAGGAUAUGUAUCCCCAGAUGCAUAACGGGGGGAAUUUUAAAUGGCGUGUCUAUUGGUCAUGACCUGGAGUACACCAGCAAAGUGUCGCCUUUCUACUUGGUUUGGGAUAGACAGAUUCAUCUUGCUGCUUUCUGCUGAUUUUGAAAAGUAACACAAAUAUAAUGUGAGAGAAAUGCAUGCGUUUCACUCUUGAUUCUCAGAAUUUGUUUCACCUUGUGGCUAGUUUGGAAACCUCACUCCUAAUUUUUAGCCCUCAUUUAAAAAAAAAAAUGAACUUGCUUCCAGAAUUCUUGCUGCCAGGGAUACUUGCUGUUCAAAAUAUCCUGCCCAAUGUCUGUCUAGUUCACAACAUGCAAUUUCAAAUGAAACCUUUCCUCUUCUGUGGUCUACAAUGACUUUCAGCACAGAGGGAUGGGAUUUGUUCUUUCUACUUUUUGAGAAAUGGAACAGUGAUAGCGGUCCAUAAAUUUGUGUUCCUUUUGAGCACAUGCCCACGAUGCUGAAUGGCAAGUUAAAAGGUGCCCCAGUAAGCAUUCCAUAAAGUUGUCUAGUUUGGAGACUGACCUGUUUAAACUGCCAGUUGCUCACCUGUCUUGUGAGAUUUGUGUAAAAACACUAAGCUAUCGAAUCCCCUGCCUUCUCAGGAUAUUGCUGAAGCUUCAAAGGAAAAACGGCACAUAUACCUGCAUUGCUUAUUUUGGCCCUUGGAGAAAGAGAUUGCUUAAAAAGGUUCCUUGCUUUUAGUCUGUUGUUUUGAGGAGCAAAAUAUCUUCCUUUCCUAGCUGUUUUGCAUGGUGUCUAGUGGUUAUGGGGCUUACGGUUGCUCUAUACCUUGGCAGUUUUUCAAAAGCUGUGUUUUUGUGUUCUGCUAGUGACGGGAAUGGAACUGGUUUCUCACCUCCCUUUAAAUAGAUACGCAGUAAAUGAAGGCAAAAACAAUGAAUAAGUAUCCAUUACACCCUGUACUGCCACAUCCACGAGAAAACGUCAGUAUUUUGUACACAACUGUGUAAAGCCAGGCCUCAGGUUUGUGGGUGAACAGAGGAUGCUUCUGUGUGCUUUUGUUUUAUUGCCAGAUUUCUCGAUGUCUGCCCUAUCUCCUUGCCCUCAGCAUAAGGAAUGCAGGUAGUAGCCUCACUUGAACACUCAGCCAGGAAUUUAUUCUGACUCAUCAUCCUAGAAUACUGCACCCGUCGAGCAUGUGGCUUCCAAGAUGAACUGGGAUGCAAGCUGAGCAGGUUGCCAUUCCCUGGUUCCCAUACUUGAGUUCAUAGCAUCCCUUCCUAAUGAAAUAUAGAGCACAUGCCAAUACACAUUGAGGCAAGAAAAAGGUCUUUAACAGGCCUCUUUCCUCCUCCUCAGGCUGUCUCAGGAAAACAAUCACUCCCCCCCCCAAUAAACGCUGUUCCAAAAUACAUAAACUGCUGCAAGUGUCCUCGUGAAACCUGGCUCCAGUUGUCUUCUCUAGGUUGAAAAAGCAACUUUGGGUACAGGGGGCAACCUGCCUUUUGCAAACGGAGAGGGGAAAUGAUCAGUCAUGGGGGUAUGUGGACCGUACCAAAUAUUGCAUCUUCCCCUGACAGGGAAAUUGCAGUUUUAAGUGGCUUGUUCCCAUUGAAAACUUUGCGAAGUAUAAUUUAUUAUGUCUUUUGUUUCUUUUAAUUGUAGGACUUUGUGCUUUAAAAAACGGGGUGAUUGGGAUAAUGAGUGCAACUCUUGUUACUGUAAAAAAAUCAGCUGUGAAUCUUUUUUUAAAGUAUUUGUGUGCGCACGUCUGAUUCUUGUUGAAAUGCCUUUUGAUUUUUAAUCUCUUUUUUUAAAAUUUUAACCAUGUGAUGCAAUGUUUUAUUCGAAUAAUCCUGGCACUGCUCUUGAGACUCGCUCAGGAGUGGACACGAAGCGUAUAGUAUUUUUUAACAUGAAUGUCAAUUUCGGAAUGGGGUUCAACCAGGAUAAGGGCUUUAUACACACCUCCUGCAGGAGGCUCCUCUGGCGCUGGUUGGGGUUUCACUUUGCCAGGAACUGUAUCCUGCUACUGACCUUUCUGAUGUGCCUGUUUUGAUGGGACAUUGCAAGAAACGUUGUGUACCUUCGAUACCCUCUCCACUCCCCUGAUUGGCACCCUUUUAAUGUAAAAUAAAACAUCAA